Sphaerodactylus townsendi is the source of this 905-nucleotide messenger RNA. It is a transcript of the gene TMEM11, whose product is annotated as transmembrane protein 11. The transcript has 2 exons. Gene Ontology annotation, biological process: inner mitochondrial membrane organization. The coding region runs from base 148 to 744 and encodes 198 amino acids. The record is from RefSeq and is a predicted model, not a curated record. Gene Ontology annotation, cellular component: mitochondrial inner membrane. NCBI's taxonomy places the organism in Eukaryota, Metazoa, Chordata, Lepidosauria, Squamata, Sphaerodactylidae.
UCCAUAAACACAGUGCGGGGUGAUGGAAGCAGCUCUGACCGAUGCUUACAUGCAGCUGACCCUGCGGUGCGGGAUAUUGAGAUCCCUCUGACUGGAAAUCUCUUUAUUUGCACUGUGUUUUGGUUUCUCCCCAUUGGGAAGUUGGAAAUGCCACGAACAACGCCCUCAGAUGCCAGGAGUACAGCUCGGCUGAAGAAGAGAACCGGUAUUCAUCAGAUGACCAAAGGGGUCGCCUUGUCUGCCACGGACUGUUACAUAGUUCACGAAAUCUACAACGGGGAGAACGCCCAGGACCAGUUUGAGUUCGAGCUGGAGCAGGCCUUGGAGGCCCAGUACAAAUACAUCGUGAUCGAGCCCACCCGCAUCGGGGACGAGACGGCCCGUUGGAUCACCGUCGGCAACUGCCUGCACAAAACGGCGGUGCUGGCGGGCACUGCCUGCCUCUUCACCCCCCUGGUCGUGCCCGCUGAUUACUCUCACUACAUCUCUUUGCCCGCCGGCGUGCUGAGCAUAGCCUGCUGCACCCUCUACGGGAUCUCCUGGCAGUUCGACCCGUGCUGCAAAUACCAAGUGGAGUACAACGCCUAUAAACUCUCCCGCCUACCCCUGCAUACGCUCACUUCCUCCACUCCCGUGGUGCUGGUGCGGAAGGACGACCUGCACAGAAAGAGACUGCAUAACACAAUAGCCUUGGCCGCGCUGGUGUACUGUGUAAAGAAGAUCUAUGAACUCUACGCCGUAUGAUCGAGCGGCUGGCGGAAGGCGGGAACCCGCCAAAGACACGGAAACGUAUUCGGGAAGGCUCCCCUCGGCUAACGAUUGAUUUCCUCCCUCUUUUCUCGGUGGGCACCCGGGGGAAGCGGUUCGGUUUACCCCACUCGUUAUUUUUCUUAAGAGAAACGAUA